AUGAAAAAGUCCUCCAUUAUUGAGGCAGCUGAUAUUUGUAUCAUAGUAGAUUUCUUCAAAAUAAAGUCUUAAAUCUGCAGAAAUGGGUGCUUCAUUUGUUCCCAUCACCAUAUUCACCGUCCUUUGGGGUGUUGUGGGCAUUGUUUGCCCUAUUUUCGCUCCCAAGGGACCUAACCGAGGAAUAAUCCAAGUGGUAUUAAUGUUAACGGCAGCGACAUGCUGGUUAUUCUGGCUGUGUGCGUAUAUGGCGCAAAUGAACCCUCUCAUUGGGCCCAGACUAAACAAUGAGACUCUAAUCUGGAUUGCUCACACAUGGGUAAGCUUUGUGUGCACAUGCCUGCAUUUGCUUGUGAGAGAUUUCUGGAUAACUCGGUAUUUAAAUAAUAAACACUGUGUGACUUCAUAACAUGUAUUGAGCGACUCACUCGAGAAGACGCGCGGUGGCGCCUACCUACAUAAUACAAUAUUGAUUUAUACCUACAUAUAUCACACCUCCCUUCUUAAUAUAUGGUAUUAUCAGAUAUUAUUAAGUAAGGUACAUAAAUUAUGUAAUCACAAAUUUACUUAUAAUAAUACCUUAACUAUAUAAUACAUUAUCUAUAAAUCUAAUAAACUAAACUAAACUUAGUUACUACAUCUAAUAAACUAAUAAACUAAGCUAAACUUGAAACCUAACUUAAACCUAACUUUACUUAUAAUAAUACCUUAACUAUAUAAUACAUUAUCUAUAAAUGUAAUAAACUAAACUAAACUUAGUUACUAAAUCUAAUAAACUAAUAAACUAAGCUAAACUUGAAACCUAACAACAGGUUUACGAACUCGCCCGGAUCGGGCUCGAGGCGGUUCAGGCGACGGUGCACUAGGUGACGUUGGCGGUGUACUAUAAUCGAUUCCAGGACUUUUAAUGCGUUCACUCGAAACCCGUUUCCUCUCCUUUCCCGAAUCACCCACAACCGUAGUCGGAGAUGUGUCCGGGCCGUCGUCCUCCUUCGACAUUCCGUCUCUCGCCGAGCCACUACUAUCAGGUUUUUGUACCCUCAUUGACUCGCUUUGCUCCUCAGGGAAUGGUAUGUCGUACAACCCUGAUCUGCGCUUGAUUUGAUCCACGUGCUUAACUACUUGUCGACUGUCCCCCUUGUCCACAGAAUAUCUCCUCGAACCUUCGCCAUGAACUAUCGUUCCCUUCACCCACCUAUCCUUGUGGCCGUACUCUCGCACCCACACAGGUUCCCCCGGUGCAAACGAGCGCUGCACCCCGCCCGUGUACUCCACUUGCUUACUUUGAGCCUGAUUUACCUUAUUUAUGAGCGCGCGAUCGCUUCGUAAUAAGUCUAGCCGUGAUCGUAACGUUCGUUUUUGUAACAGCAUUGAAGGGCUUUCACCUGUGCUGCUGUGUAUACUGUUACGAUAAGUAAGUAAAAAUGUUUGCAACGCGGCGUCAACAUCGAUUGAUUCCCUAUGUGCUUUUUUUAUUGCUUUUUUACAAAUAUUUACAGCAUUUUCCGCGGCGCCAUUCGAAGACGGGUGAUAAGCAGGCGAGAAACGUUGCUGAAUACCAUUUCGUGUUAAAAACUCCUUAAAUUCCGCGCUAGUGAAGGGUGGCCCUUGAUCCGAUACUAGCUCUAGUGGUAAGCCGAAUCUUGCGAACGUACACCGUAAUACCUUAAUAACCGCUGUAGCAUUUGUUUUUGGCAUUUCAAACACUUCUAGCCAUUUCGUACUGGAGUCUAUUAAAAUAAGAAAUUUUUUUCCGUUAAAAGGGCCUAAAAAAUCUAUAUGGAGUCUGCUCCAUGGCUGCAAAUGGUACGGCCAAGGCUGCGGUGGGGUGCGCGGGGGUGCUUGUGACUCCACCGCGCACGUCUCACAUGCUCGGCAUUCGGAUUCGACGUCUGUAUCUAUAUUAGGCCACCAUACGUAACUUCGAGCUAUGGACUUAGUUUUAACAAUGCCCAUGUGACCAGUAUGUAAUUGCAUAAGUAUUUUUUUUCUUAAAGUGCGCGGUAUCACCAAGCGGUAACCCCACAUAAUACAGCCCCUAUCUAUGUAUAGUUCAUUACGUUUAAUAUAAUAUUGCUGCAACACUUCUUUUGGGCAGGACGCGGGCCAUCCGGACUGAACAUAGGUUAAAAUUCUACUUAAUUCCGGAUCGCUUGCUGUUGCCGUUCUGACGUCAUCAUUUGUGACCGGGAGAAAAUUUUCUACGAAAUUAAUGUAAUUCAUUCCCUCCGACUUCGGAAGCCGUUUAUGUACCGGUUGCGGCAAACGAGAUAACGCAUCUGCACAAUUUUUGUGUGAACUUACAUAUUCUAUGUCAUAAUUGUAUCCCGACAAUAAUACUGCCCAACGCUGUAAUCUCGAAGCGGCCAUAACUGGAAUGCCCACUUUACUGCCGAAAAUAUACGUCAAGGGUUUGUGAUCAGUCCUUAAAACGAAUUUUCUACCAUAUAAGUACUGAUGAAACUUUUUAAUACCGAAUAUUAUUGCUAAGGCCUCUCGAUCUAUCUGCGCAUAGGCCCGCUCGGCCGCGCUGAGCGUACGCGACGCAUAUGCGAUCGGCCGCUCUCCCUCCUCAGUGAUAUGCGAUAUCACGGCGCCGACUCCGACCCCGCUGGCGUCCGCCGUCAGUACCACGGGUAAGUCUAACGUAUAAUGAGCAAGCACUUCGCUCGAACUUAAUAUUUUUUUUACUUCAUUGAAUGCCAAUUGACACUCAGUACUCCACAGGAAUCGAACCCCGGUUUUUAGCAAACGAUAUAACGGGGCCAGCAAUGAACUAACAUUUCGUACGAAUUUACCAUAAUACAUUACUAGCCCGAUGAAAGAUCGCAGUUCUGAAAUAUUGGUGGGUGCAGGCGUGUUUACAAUUGCCCGGACUUUUUCCGGACACGUGUGAACACCCUCUUUACCAAUGACGUGCCCUUAGUAGUUAAUAGAUUCUGCGAAAAAUACACAUUUUUCUUUCUUAACGCGCAACCCGUGAGACUGCAAUCGCUCGAACACUUUAUAUAAAUUUUUUAUGUGACUACGACUAUCAGGACCCGUUAUAAUUACGUCAUCUAAAAACACACCCACGUUCGGUAACCCUGUCAAUAAUUCUUCUAAGUGUUUUUGAAAAAUUCCUGGACUCGACGACAAGCCGUAAACUAGUCGAUUGUACAUGUAUAAACCCUUAUGUGUAUUGAUAACCGUAUACUUUUUUGAUUCGUCAAGCUCAAACUGAGCGUACGCCUGAGAUAAAUCAAUCUUACUGAAACGUUCACCGCCAUGUAAACGCGAUAACAAAUCAUCUAUGCGUGGCAAGGGAUAACGGUCGACUUCUAGCACUUUAUUCAGUGUUAAUUUAUAAUCAGCGCAUAUCUAAUAUUACCAUCCUUUUUGAGAACGGGUACAAUGGGUGUGGCCCAGUCGGAGCGCUCCACCGGCGUGAGGACGCCGUCUCGCACCAGCUGCUCGAGCGCUCGCUCCACCGGUUCCCGCAGCGCAUACGCCAGAGGACGCGCGCGCAUGAACACCGGCCGCGCCCCCUGCCGCAGGUGGAUGCUAACCCGCCCGCCGCUGAACCGUCCAAGCCCAUCCGCAAAUACUUCACUGAAUCUAUACAUAAAAUUACUUUCGUCAAAAUCCUUAUAAUUAACAUUGUUUACAUCGUGAUACUGAAACACUGGUAGUUGAAUUUUAAGUUCGGCUAACCACUGUCGACCCAAAAGAACGGUUUUACCAUCUCUGAUUAUGAACAAAUUUAAUUUUUUUUGUGUAUUUUUAUACCUCACUAGUGGCGUAGCCACCCCCACCGGACGAACUAUUUCACCUGUGUAAUAUCUAAGUAAAACAUUACAUUUGCUGAUAGGUAAAUCACUAAAAUUAUGUUUAUAAAAUUUGUAACUUAUACAAGAUACGGCGCUACCCGUGUCACACUCCAUGUCAAUAUCUUUUCCGUGAACGUUGAUUGAAAUACAUAGCGGUGUACACUCUUCUAUGGAUAAUUUUUUUAUAUCAAAUAUUCUUACCUCGUCACUGUCCGUCUCGUCCGAUUCGACCACUUUAGGUGUUCCGAUGUCUACGUGAUGGUACGUCGUCAGGUUUGGGCACAUCCGACGUAGAUGCCCCUUACGAUUACAUACUCUGCACACAUAUGCCGCGAACCGACACUUCGUGCCGCCAUGGGGUCCACCGCACGCAGCACAUUGUUGUGCUCCGUCCGCUGCUUUUCCUUGCUGCCGCUGCCACCUCGAUGCCGUAGGUGCCGUCCUCCCUGGCCGACCGCGUCCGUUGCCACUUCGAGUCGCUGCCAUCGCCUGGCACUCAGCCGUGCUCGAGCUGCCCGACGAUUCACCUUGCCCGUAUCCUUCCACAGCCGCUGCAUCCUUCUCCGCCGCCUCCAUGUUCACUGCCAAGCUAUACGCUUUCCCAUAUUCCAACGUGCCUUCUGCGAAUAGUCGUUGCCUUAUCGUUUCACUUAGAAUACCGCACACCAGCUGAUCUCUUAAACUUUCUUCCAACCAUUGACCAAAUUCACAAGAUUUCGACAUUCUCUUCAAUAUUGCUGCAUACUCCGCUAUUGUUUCACAACUUUUUUGUUUCCUAUGCCGGAAUUUAUAUCUUUCUGCGAGGGUACUUGGUUUUGGUUGGAGAUGUUUUUCUAGAAUGUUUGUGAUUUCCAAAAAAGAUUUAUCUUUUGGUUUGGUUGGAGUACAUAAAUUCACUAACAGUUCGUAACACUCGGCUCCCAUCACGGUAAUUAACGUCGGAACUUGUAAAUCCUCCGAAAUUUUGUUGACAACAAAAUAUUGUUCGAGGCGGUCGACGUAUGACCUCCAAUCGUCCUUAUGUAGGUCAAACUCAGGAAUUCUUCCAAUCGACAUUUUAAUUAAAUACUUGUCGUUUACAAAUACUUUUCCAAGAGUUCGUUGCUAUCCUCGUCGCCACUGAGAGAUUUCUGGAUAACUCGGUAUUUAAAUAAUAAACACUGUGUGACUUCAUAACAUGUAUUGAGCGACUCACUCGAGAAGACGCGCGGUGGCGCCUACCUACAUAAUACAAUAUUGAUUUAUACCUACAUAUAUCACAGCUUGCACAAUAUUUAUUUUGCAUUCUCACCCAUUUAUUCAUUACAGCCAUUUAAAAGUCCACUGCUGAACGUAGACCUCCCCAUAGAACACCAUUACUCUUACUGAGAAAAUACUAUCUCCAUACU
Messenger RNA from Parnassius mnemosyne (clouded apollo), 5194 nucleotides. The record is from the annotation of a GenBank genome assembly. Lineage: Eukaryota; Metazoa; Arthropoda; Insecta; Lepidoptera; Papilionidae.